Molecule: messenger RNA, 1932 nt
Organism: Neospora caninum
Lineage: Eukaryota; Apicomplexa; Conoidasida; Eucoccidiorida; Sarcocystidae
Product: eukaryotic translation initiation factor 3 subunit 6 interacting protein
Exons: 8
Coding region: 1-1932 (643 amino acids)
Biological process (GO): translational initiation
Cellular component (GO): cytoplasm; eukaryotic translation initiation factor 3 complex
Molecular function (GO): translation initiation factor activity
Source: RefSeq, a predicted model, not a curated record
AUGCCGGUAGAGGGCCAAGUCGCCGAGGCGGGGAGCCUCCCGGUCGACAAACGGGAGGCAGGAUCGCCCGUCGGCGUCGACGAAGACGACAGCCUCUCCCCAGAUUCCCGUUUCUCUGUCUCGCCUUCCAACCAGGCUGCGAGUCAAAAUGCCGAAGGCGAGGGCCUCGAUGACGCCGCGCUCGACCGCAUGAUGGGCGAAAAGGUUCGCUUCGAGAACGACGUCGAGGAGUUUCUUCGCUCGCUGUACGACGAGGUCUACGACCGGAAUGUGGACGCGAUUCGCCGCCUGUACGAAGUCGAGUUCCCGGCCUUGACGGAGCGCUACUACGCGGAGCGCAGAUGGCCUUCUGUCGACGAGGUCGGAACGUUUUAUCGCCAGUUCGACCGUUACCACUGCUUGAUCAUCACGCUGUACAAGGAGCUCUACUACCGCCAUCUGUUCCUCAAGUGUCAGCAAGAAAUCACCUGGGAGGACCGACGCCUCGCGUGGGAAAACUACGCGCUCCUCAUCAACUUCCUCGCGGAAGUCGAGUGCCGACCCGACGACCAGAAAGACGGCAAGUCUCUGCGGUUGCCUCUGCAGUGGCUGUGGGAUAUUCUCGACGAGUUCGUUUACCAGUUCCAGGAGGCCUGUCGCUGGAGGCAGCGCAUUGCCCGGCGCUUGCCCGAAGACGAGCAAGAGCGGGCUCUGUUUCUGAAGGAGAUGGACAAGGACUGCGACGUGUGGAAGGCGAGUCAAGUUCUCGAGUUCCUCCACGCCCUCGUCCAGCGCUCGGACGUCCAGGACUUGCUCCGUCAGCCCAAGGACGACGCGACGAAGAACAAGUUGUUCGAGAGCGAGAUUCGCUUCCAACUCGGCUACUUUGCGAUGAUUCUUCUGCUCCGCCUCCACGUGCUCAUGGGCGACUACUUCGUGGGCGUCAAGAGCGUCGAAAACAUCGAACUGACUUCCAGAGGAUUCUACUGGAAGGUCCCUGCCGCGCAUGUCACCCUCUUCUAUCACCUCGGAUUCGCCUACACCAUGAUGAGGCGUUACACGGACGCGAUUCGCGUGAUGAGUCAGCUUCUGGUGUUUGUCUCCCGGCAGCGAAGCUAUCUCUCUGCUCACUUUUACCAGCAAAUGGCCAUGAACAAGGCGGUCGACAAAAUGUACAUUUUGGUGAUGCUCUGUUCCUCACUGUGCAACGUGAAGCUGGAUGAAAGCGUCAACCAAAUGAUCAAGGAAAAAUACUCCGACAAAUUCUACAAGCUCCAGCAAGAGAAUGAUGAGACGUACUGCGAUCUCUUCACAUGGGCGUGCCCGAAAUUCAUCAACCCAGCGACUCCGUCUUUCGAGGACCCGCAGGCCCUCGAGCGGUUCGCCAACUCGUACAGCGAAGUUCAGCUCCGUCAGUGCAAAAUGUUCUUCAAGGAGGUCGAAUUCCACAAGAAGAUCAGCACGAUCAACUCCUUCGCGAAGCUCUACAACAAUAUCCAGCUUUCGAAACUGGCGUCUCUCAUGGAGCUUGCCGACAAAGACCCCGAAGACGCGGUGCGCUCAGAAAUUCUUUCUGUCAAGUACAAGGGACGACAAAAGGUGUGGCGCUCCGGCUCUCUUCUCAGCGGAGACUUGACGCAGAGUUCCUCGGAUAACAGCGUCGAGUUCUACAUGGACCAAGACAUGAUCCACGUUCGGAGCCAACAAUCCCAGAAGGUGUACGUCGAUCAAUUCCUGAAGCAAAUUGAACGCUCUCAGCACCUGUUCAACUCGAUUCAAAACUCCAACAAUUCAGCUCGGGCUGGCCAGCGCGAGAACCGAGGCCCAGGGGGCGAUCGCGGAAACCAGGGCGGGGACAGAGACAAGUUCGAGCGCUCUCAAGACCGCCGUGGCCACGGCGUCCACUCUGGGGCAAACGAUAUGCCUAAGCGGGAACAGACAGCGCUUGCGUAA